AUGUGCAUUUUCUUAAAUCUUUCGAACAAAACCGUAAGCGGAACGUAUCUGGGCGAAGAGAGCUGCGCUGUAGAAAAACCUUUCAUUUGCGAAACUCUGCCGUCUGCAAAUAAAUCAUAUCAAAUCAAAAACACGUGUCAGCAAGUUUGGAACGUGACAGAUCAGGAAAUCAAAACCUACAUAAUGAAUAAAACAGGUGACGUUAGGACUCAAGCCAGAAAUCUAAAAUGUUACAUCAGGUGUUGCGGGAAAAGAGGAGAAAUGAUACAAUAUGGAAAUAUAGUAUCAGAUCAAAUUCUGCGUGGUCUAGAAGAACUUUCUGCCAGCAACGUGCCCACAAUGCAGGGCGCUUUUGUGGGUUUUGACUCUUGUUCCACGAUUAACAGCAAUGAUGAAUGCUUGACCAUGGCUGAUAUUUUUCAAUGUGGAAAAAAUACUUCACCAAGUCUAACUCUUGGACUUGUUACUUUAAAUGAAGGCGACGCAACCGUGAUUAAAUCCGCCACUGGUGGCAUCAACACACAAUAUCGUUUGUGUCCUAAAAUUUCUUCUUGCACACCAAAUGCAGCAAAAAUUAAGGAGCUGAAAACUACUGGCACAUUGUCAGUGGGAGGAAACAUAAUGACCACUUCAACGGGUAAAAAGUACUUUUGGUUGUACAUGACUGGAUUGACAUGGGCACAAUCCCAAACACUCUGUUGUGAGCUCGGAUCAAACCUUGCAAUUUUUGAAACACUGGCCGACUUCAACGCGUUUAUGAAAAUCCUGCCAGCUAUGACGGGCAAAACGGCCUAUGUUGACCAAACUUUUGACAAUGGCGACGGCUCGGACAGUUGGUGCUCAACUUUCAAGAGACUACCGGCGGGGCUGAUGACAAAUAUCAACCAGUUCUAUAGAACCAAAGCAUUUCCCAAUCAAAUUUUCCUCGAUUCAACCGGGUUCACUUUGUAUGGCGUUGGAGGAAACGCUAAUUUCGUUAUUUGCGGACCUCUGCCUUAA
Molecule: messenger RNA, 999 nt
Organism: Neocloeon triangulifer
Lineage: Eukaryota; Metazoa; Arthropoda; Insecta; Ephemeroptera; Baetidae
Exons: 10
Coding region: 1-999 (332 amino acids)
Molecular function (GO): odorant binding
Source: RefSeq, a predicted model, not a curated record